AUGAAGCGUUCUGGAAUGUAUACCAGGAUCUACCAGAGCAGCCGAGCAGAAGCAAACAUAGAGAAAUGGACCCGUCAUAUGAAAGGGGAAGAGUGGGAGCUACUGGGUCCCCUUCAGAAGGUUAUCUACAAUGGUGUGAUGCAGGAGAACUUUGAGACUGUCUUCUGUGUAGCCUUCCGCCCCACUGGCUGCUCUGAAAAGCCACUUUUGCAUUGUUCCAGGGUCCUGCUCGCGCUCGCUGCAGCACAUCACCGGCGCCCCACCACGUCAGACGCGGCCGUGGACACCAGCUCCGAGAUCACCACCAAGGACUUGAAGGAGAAGAAGGAAGUUGUGGAGGAGGCAGAGAAUGGAAGAGACGCACCUGCCAAUGGAAAUGCUAAUGAGGAAAAUGGGGAGCAGGAGGCUGACAAUGAGGUAGAUGAAGAAGAGGAAGAAGGUGGGGAGGAAGAGGAAGAGGAGGAAGAAGGCGACGGUGAGGAAGAGGAUGGAGAUGAAGAUGAGGAAGCUGAGGCUCCUACGGGCAAGCUGGUAGCUGAAGAUGAUGAGUUUGAUGAUGCUGACACCAAGAAGCAGAAGACCGAUGAGGAUGACUAGACAGCAGAAAGGAAAAGCUAAACUUAAGGCCACCGUGACCUAUUCACCCUCCACUUCCCGUCUCAGAUGACAUGCGCUCUCUACCACCCCACCAAAUCCACACCAUGAAUUUGCAACAGGGGAGGGAAAAAGAACCAAAACUUCCAAGGCCCUGCUUUUUUUCUUAAAAAUACUUUAAAAGGAAAAUUUGUUUGUAUUUUUUAUUUACAUUUUAUAUUUUUGUGCAUAUUGUUAGGGAGUCAGCCAUUUUUAAUGAUAACGGGUGACCAAACCAGCCUUCAGAGCGUUUUCUGUCCUACUUCUGACCUUACUUGUGGUGUGACCAUGUUCAUUAUAAUCUCAAAGGAGAAAAAGAAACCUUGUAAAAAAAACAAAAACAACAAAAAAAA
Molecule: messenger RNA, 986 nt
Organism: Cricetulus griseus (Chinese hamster)
Lineage: Eukaryota; Metazoa; Chordata; Mammalia; Rodentia; Cricetidae
Source: RefSeq, a predicted model, not a curated record